AUAGACUCGCUCCAGCGUUCAGGUACUAAGUGUAACACAUCUGCAUCAUGCGUGAAUAUAAGCUUGUCGUUCUUGGCUCAGGAGGUGUUGGAAAGUCAGCUCUGACUGUACAGUUUGUUCAAGGAAUUUUUGUUGAAAAGUAUGAUCCUACGAUAGAAGAUUCUUAUAGAAAGCAAGUUGAAGUAGAUGCACAGCAGUGUAUGCUUGAAAUCCUGGACACUGCAGGAACGGAACAAUUUACAGCAAUGAGAGAUUUGUACAUGAAGAAUGGACAGGGCUUCGCUUUGGUUUACUCCAUCACAGCGCAGUCCACGUUUAAUGACUUACAAGACCUGAGAGAGCAGAUUCUCCGGGUUAAAGACACUGACGAUGUUCCGAUGAUUCUGGUGGGCAAUAAAUGUGACUUGGAAGACGAAAGAGUUGUAGGGAAGGAACAAGGUCAAAACCUAGCAAGACAAUGGAACAACUGUGCAUUCUUAGAAUCUUCUGCAAAAUCAAAAAUAAACGUUAAUGAGAUCUUUUACGACCUAGUGCGGCAAAUUAACAGAAAAACUCCAGUGCCUGGCAAGGCCCGCAAAAAGUCGUCGUGCCAGCUGCUUUAAUGCCCUGGGUGUGUUGUAGCUCUGAGCCAGGUCUGAAGAACUGUUGCCCAAUUCAACAGUGCCAGCAUUCCAACUUUGUAAACCUACCAACGUCUUCACUGGACUUUCCUGUGGUGGUGCCCUUGAGAGGCGGAUGAAAGCCACUGUAUCAGUUUGCACAUUCUAAUCACUUUCCAGUAUCACAAGAGAUUUUUACUUCUAUAAUAGGUUCUAGAGUAUGCAGCUGGUCAGACCAGAGGCUACAUCCAGUAUUACUGCUAAGAGACAUUCUUCAUCCACCAAUGUUGUACAUGUAUGAAAAUGGUGUACUGUAUACUUUACCACACCCCAUACUUUGUAUUGGAGAGUACAAUAAUGUAAAUCCUAAAAGCACCACUAUUUUAGCAUAAUAAAAGAAAGUCCAAAGAGCUCCUAUAUAGACUACUCCAGAUAACUUCGCUUCUUUGAUACUUGUAGCUUAUUGUAAUUUUUUUUUAAAUUCAAGGUCAUUAUCAUUGUAUUAUACAAAAAUAAGCGCUUUGAUUAACACAGCUAUAUAGUUUUUUUAAUUUUUCAAAAUCCUGUGGAGACAGUGAUCUUGUCUUUAAAAUAUGAUAGUCCUUUCAGUAUAAUGUCUUAGAUUAAAGACGUUGCCUUUAAUAUCUGUUGGGAAGGAAAUGUCCAGACUUUUCAGAUCUCCUUAUUAUAUGUUUCCUUUUUUGUUUACAUAGGGAACAAUGUUUAUAGUUGUGUGUACAGUGGGGGUCUACAACAAGAAGUGUAUAUUUUCAAACAAUUUUUUAAUGAUUUAACAAUUUUGUAAAUCAUUUCCAGGCUUCUGCAGCUGUAGAUUCUCACUGUGACUCCCUUGCUUGCUCAUGCCUACGUGUGUCUGCAAUACCAAAUACACAGGGGUAGUGCUUUUGCCUGUUAGUGAUUGUUUCUCAUGUGUAACGUUUUGGUUGAGAUGUUAAAUGGUGGACGAGUACUGUGGAUGUGAAUGUGGAAAGUAAUUUUAAUCAUGUGUAAUUGGUCACAAGGCCUAACUGCAGUAACUCCUGCUGUUUUAUUUAACAAUGCCUUGUUGCUUUGUGUGCAUUAACGUUUGAGUGUAAAGAUUGUGUGUCCAUCCAACAGGGAGCCACAGUGUUUAAAUUGACCAACCUGAUGUUACAAGGACUUUGAGGUGGCCAAAUGUAAACUAAAAGCCUUAAUUAAAGUGGUGCAAUUUUGUAUAACUUAGCAUCCGUAGUUCAAUAAAUUUGGAUUGCCGUGCAAGGGCUUGCAUUAUAAUUACUUGCCACUUGAAUGUGUUUUGUGUAAUGUUUUAACAGUGCUAGUAAAUAAAUAUGGGUUUACCUUUUUAAAUGUAA
Messenger RNA from Myodes glareolus (Bank vole), 1954 nucleotides. NCBI's taxonomy places the organism in Eukaryota, Metazoa, Chordata, Mammalia, Rodentia, Cricetidae. The record is from RefSeq and is a predicted model, not a curated record.